This is a messenger RNA of Vigna angularis (adzuki bean), 1818 nucleotides long. RefSeq names its product cysteine-rich receptor-like protein kinase 10. Gene Ontology annotation, biological process: protein phosphorylation. The coding region runs from base 1 to 1818 and encodes 605 amino acids. The transcript is spliced from 6 exons. Gene Ontology annotation, molecular function: protein kinase activity; ATP binding. NCBI's taxonomy places the organism in Eukaryota, Viridiplantae, Streptophyta, Magnoliopsida, Fabales, Fabaceae. The record is from RefSeq and is a predicted model, not a curated record.
AUGGCUUCCAAUAACCUCGUCUUUCUUAUCUUUGUUAUUACCUUGUUGAACUUCCCAACCACUAAAGCACAGAACGAGGACAGGGUUUAUUUUGAGUACCAAAAAUGCAGUGCAAACAAAACAUCUUCUACCAGCAUCUAUCAGAACAACUUGAUAACCCUUCUCUCUUCCUUCACUUCCAACGCAUCUGCUAAGUUAUUCUACAACACCACGAUCCUCAGCAGAAACAAUACGGUGUAUGGUUUGUUCAUGUGUAGGGGUGACAUACCCUUACGCCUGUGCAAAGAAUGCGUGGCCAACGCAACCGAGAAGUUAUCUACAGACCCAGAUUGUAACAACUCCGUAGAGGCUGUGAUGUGGUACGCUGAAUGCAAGCUUCGGUAUUCCAAUGUGCCCUUCUUCUCCGUCGUGGCCACGUCUCCAGAACAUCUUCUUGUCAGCACUGGCGAUGUCUCCACCAACUCCACAAUCAGCUUCAUGAACUUCUUGCACAACGCAAUGAACCGAACUGCAGAAGCAGCAGCGGUUUCGGAUGCGAGGUUCUCGACAAAGGAAACGAACUUGUCUCAUUCUGAGACCGUUUACACUCUCGCUCAGUGUACCCAGGAUUUGUCACCGGAAAACUGCAGAACUUGCCUUGCAGAAGCAAUAGAGGAGCUUCCAACGUGUUGUGAUGGAAAACAAGGAGCGAGAGUUGUGUUUCCGAGUUGUAACAUUUGGUAUGAGAUGUACCCUUUCUAUGGCCUCGUCACUGAUAAUCCACCAGAAAGACUCGCUCCAUCAUCAGUUGGACUUGAAAGUUUCACUGUAGAGUCCUUGCAAUUCAAGUUGGCAAUAAUUGAAGUAGCAACAAACAACUUUGCAGAUGACAAUAAGAUAGGCGAAGGAGGAUUUGGAGAAGUUUACAAGGGUAUUCUUAUUGAUGGAACAUCUAUAGCGGUAAAAAGACUUUCAAGAAAUUCUAAACAAGGUUUAGAGGAGUUUAAAAAUGAAGUUAUGUUGAUAGCCAAAUUCCAACAUAGAAACUUAGUAACUUUCAAAGGAUUUUGUCUUGAUGAGGAAGAGAAGAUACUUAUCUAUGAAUAUGUGCCAAACAAGAGUUUGGACUACUUCUUAUUUGAUACUAAACAAGUGUUUUUGACUUGGUCUGAGCGUUAUAAAAUAAUAGAAGGGAUUGCUAGAGGAAUUUUAUAUUUACACGACCAUUCUCGACUUAAAGUUAUACAUCGUGAUCUCAAACCCAGUAAUGUACUAUUAGAUGAAAAUAUGAAUCCAAAGAUUUCAGAUUUUGGUCUUGCUAGAAUUGUUGAAAAUGAUCAACAAGAAGGAAGUACAAAGAGAAUUAUUGGAACAUAUGGUUAUAUGUCUCCAGAGUAUGCAAUGUUUGGUCAAUUUUCUGAGAAAUCAGAUGUUUACAGUUUUGGAGUUAUGAUUCUUGAAAUUGUUAGUGGGAAAAAGAAUAUAGGUUCAUAUGAACCACAUCGUAUUGUAUGGGAGCAUUGGAGGGAUGAAACACCGUUGAGUACAUUAGAUCCAGAUUUAAAAGAAAAUCAUUCUAAUAUUGAAGUCAUUAGAUGUGUUAAGAUUGGUUUAUUAUGCGUUCAAGAAAAUCCAGAUGCUAGACCUACAAUGUUAACCAUUGUCUCAUAUCUCAAUGGUCACUUGGUUGAUUUACCUUCUCCCCUAGAACCGACAUUUUCUUUGAAUCGAAGAACAAAUCCAAUUGUUGCACACAAUCCAAGUUUGAGACAAUCUAUCAACAAUUCCAUAUCAACCUCAAUCAAUGAGAUGUCUACAAGUAAUUUUUAUCCUCGAUAA